Anneissia japonica is the source of this 3627-nucleotide messenger RNA. RefSeq names its product dynein regulatory complex protein 1-like. Gene Ontology annotation, biological process: regulation of cilium movement; axonemal dynein complex assembly; cilium-dependent cell motility. The record is from RefSeq and is a predicted model, not a curated record. The transcript is spliced from 15 exons. Gene Ontology annotation, cellular component: axonemal dynein complex; axoneme. The coding region runs from base 98 to 2449 and encodes 783 amino acids. NCBI's taxonomy places the organism in Eukaryota, Metazoa, Echinodermata, Crinoidea, Comatulida, Comatulidae.
AAUACAGUGUGUGGUCAUCAAAUGUUUUGGUGCUCACUCAGUAGUGGAUUAGAAAAAGAGUUUAAUUUAACAUUUCUAUUCUGACUGGUAUUAAAAAAUGAAUGUUAAUGAUGAAGAAGAGGACCAAGGUCCAUCUGUUGAUUCUAACGAUCAAGAGGAGCGCAUUGCAGCGAGAAGGAUACGGAUAAAGAAACGAAUCGAAGCCGCAAAAAGACAAGCCCUAGGAGAAGAUCCAAAUGCAAAGAAAAAGGAAGACAAGGAAGAACAAAGCAAAAGCAGGAAGCAGGUAGAAGAAAGCAGACAGAGGUUAACAAAGUUGAAAUCAGAUGGAAAUGAAUUGGUAAGCAAUGUUAGGGUUGCAGCUGACUCAAGGGAGGCACAAAGGAGAAAUGAUGAAGAAGAAAAUACGAGACAGAGACUAGAAAGAUUAGAGGCUGAAGCCAAAGCUGCUGUUGAAAAAUUUGAUGAAAUUACAAAGAAGUGGGAAAAUGCCAAUGGGAAAGACAUCCCGCAAGAACUACAUGAGGUGUUGAUCUCUCAGAGGGCUCUGUGCGAUGCCAUGAUUGAUGAAAAGAACAAACUCAUCAAUGACUUCCAAAUGGAACUGAAAUCCAAAGACGAUCAGUAUGUAAAGGAUUUAAAGAAGCAGGCAGAAGACACAGACCUGAUGAUCGAAAGGAUGGAGGAACAAAUUAAGAAUUUAACAAGAGCAUAUCGGGACGAACUCAUUCAAAUUGAGAAAGCAUUUGAAACAGAAAGAAUGGAACUAUUGGACAACCAUAAGAAAAAGUGGGAUCAGGGAAUGCAAGGACGGAGAGAACAAGAAGUAGAUUAUAUGAAACAGAGGGAUAAACGGGUGGAGGACUAUGAACAACAAAUAAAGCACCUCAGGAGACAAGAUGCAGAGGAGUACAACAUGGUGAAAAUAAAGCUGGAAACAGAUGUACAGGUGUUGGAACAGCAACUUCAACAAAUGAAAGCUACUUACCAGUUGAAUCAAGAAAAGCUAGAAUAUAACUUCCAGGUUCUAAAAAAGCGGGAUGAAGAAAAUACCAUCACAAAAUCACAACAAAAGCGAAAAAUUACAAGAUUGCAAGAUGUUUUAAACAACUUAAAAAUGAAGCUAGCAAAACAGGAGAAAUCGUACCGCGAAGAAAACCAAGCGCUUGCUGAUGAUUACAAAAGAAUCACGGAACAGUUCAAAGAACUACAGAAAAAAUCAAAACACUUCCAGGCAACUGAUACACGUAAAUUCCAAGACAUCUGGUUGAUGAAUGAGGGCCUUGUGAAAGAGCAGGCAAAGAAGGUGCUAGAACAAGACCGCAUUAUCAUGGAGCACCAGCUAGGCCUAGCCUGGAAAUCACCGGACUUAUCGUUCAUGGAUAAUACUGGUCCGUUGAUAUCUGCAAAAACACAACAGAAGUCUGUGUCAGCCCAACAAGUCUUGAUGGAGGUCAUGUCGGCAGAUGGCAGUCAGAGAGGAGAGAGUGACACUAGUUCGUUGCACAGCCAGAUGCAGACAAAGGAAGAUGAUGAAGAAGGCGGCUUGGAUGAUGCUGUGAAAGAUUCUAAAUUGUCGGUUAAGACCAUCAAGCGUGUCUUAGAGCUAAUAUGCGAUGAGUCUGGUUUUCUAGUUGAAGCCAAACUUAACAAACUCCUGUUGCCUCUUGAAAGAGAUGAGAGAUCACUGAUGAAACUGGAUGCAAUAUUUGCUGCUCUAAAUAUUGAAACAGAAGAUGACAUCCACAACCUUGUCCAGUAUUUCAUUGCAACACGACAUGAUCCGGAAACGGAACCACUUCAUCCGCUGGAAGCCCUUGGUACACCUGCCAUUGAGCCAUCUGCUGUGCAUCCCCCUGAAGGUCAACAGACACCUGUUGAGCCAGAUCAGCAGACGUUCACAAAACGAGUCUCCAUCUUGUCUGAGAAAAAGGUUUCAAUGGACGAUGAUGCUGCUAGUCACGAUAUUACUGGCCAAGAAAAGGGAAAUGAAGAAGAUGAUGCGGUGAUUGGCAUGAAACAGGAUGAUGUUGCGUCGAUGCGAUCUUUUAGAUCCAAUGUUAGUGAACUCAUCCAUCCAAAUGAUGUGGUGCGUGCUUUAAGAGCUUUUGUUGAGGACCAUCGGCAGCCUAGCAAAGAAAAACAGAAGCAGCAGACCUUUAAUGUAAUUUCUGCUGAGGAGAGAGAUGAUAGUAAAGAUGCUGAGUACUGGGCCUGCUUCCCAACUGUUCUUUCUGAACAAAAAGAAAAAGUGUGGACAGCAUUACUGGAUGGAUUAGAGCGCUAUAGCAAUGUGUUGACAGAACGCUCCAAGCUUAUAACAGAGACAGAGUCUUACCAGCAACAGAAUGCAGAGUUGAGGAUGCUACUUCAUCAGUACAUCAACUCACGAGUCAAUCAGGAGUUAGAAAUUCCACCCACAAGGGUUCUCAACCUAGAUGUACAAUAACUGUAAUAAUCAUUAUUGUUGGAAAUAUUGCAAACCAUUUUAUAUAUAUUUAAAAAUAUUGUAUACAAGAUUAAAAUCCACACAUUUACUUUAAAAAAAAUUUUGUGUAUUGUAGUGUAAUUAUUGUUAUGAAAACUAACAAUAAAUAUAAACUGAGAUUAUUAUAAUAGUUCACCAUCUAUUUUUAUCUCUUUCAUUAUAAUUAUUUGUUUAAAAACAAACCAAAAAAAUUGCCAUAGUUAUUGUAUAAUACUGUAUAAUGAUUGUAUAUGUUUCAUGGUAAAGAGAUUGUUGAGACAUUAUUUGUUACAAAAGGCAUGUUGCUGGUGCAACGCUUGAAAGGUUUGAAGUCAAAUAAACAUGAAAAAAAUAUGUAUAAAAGACUCAUUGAGUAUUCACUCAACCAAUGAAAAUGUUUGGUUUCAUGUUCAACUAGAACAGUCACUCUGUAGAGUGCAUAACUCCACCCUGUACCUGGAUUCCGGGGUAUCAGACGUUUUAUCCCUUGCUGUGCAUUUCGCUUUGUGUCCUCAGGCAAGGCACUUUACCUAUGGUGGUCUCUCUCCACCCGUGAGUGCAAGUUGGUUUCCUGGUAAAUUAAAACACGAAAUGUGCUGAUUACAGCUGCAACAUUAUGGAAUUCUCCCCUAGGGACCUGAGUAAGUUGCAUAUGUGCUUGAUCCAACGACCGGGGGUUAAUACAGUAACGUAAAGUGCAUAGAGGUCUCCACAAUAUGCGUUUUAUAAUUCAACCAUUAUUAUAAUAUGCAGUUAUGUAUGGCCAAUUUAAUUAUUUUCUUUUAUGCUCGAGCUCGUGAGUUCAAAGAAAAAAAACAAAUUUCCUUGACCUUUUCCUUUUACCUUUUCUUCCCAAAAGUUAAUAAUCUUUUUCUUAGAUUAUUAUGUACCAUUCCAUUUUAUAAUGAUCCAUUCCUUAGUUUUUGCUAAUCUUACUCACAGACAGACAGUGGCAUGGGUAAUAAUUCUAUUGCUUCUAAGUAAGUUCUACUUGUUGGAGUGCUGAAAUCGAAUUUACUUUUGCUGAGAUAGUGGUGUAUGAAUCAAGAUACUUACUCCUAGCUAUACUGCUCUCUGUAACGUAAAAUAUUUGAAUCUAAAGAGGCUUAUGUUACUCUUAGUUGUCAAGGAAUAAGAAAAUAAAGUCUUCAAAUCAGAAA